AUGCCCGGCAGUACCUACGAAGAUCCCAAUCCCGACCACAGAAAUGAAAUGGAUAUCGACGUUCGCAGUUGUCUUUCCAAGCGCCCGGCGAGGGACGAUGAAGAUGAAGACGAAGAUGAAACUGGAAGUACGAACCAAGAUGGAACCCCCGCACAACCCAACGAAGGUGAUACCUCGAAACGCAAAGACAAACGGCCGCUGCGCAAGAGGGCCAAACCGACGGAUCCUGCUGGUCCUUCCGGCGAAGGCGAAGCAGAAGGCGAAGCAGAAAGCGAAGCAGAAGGGGAGGAUACCGAAACCGAAUCGCGCACUGGCAAAGGCAAACAGCCGCAAAGGGCAGUCAGGCCCGCCGUACCUGCCAAAACAUUUGCGCGUCGCCCAACGCCGGGAUCCUCAAAGCAUCCAACUACCACACCCAUUGGUUCGCCUGGCCCAUGGAAUCUACAGUUGAGGCAAACGACACUGCACUCUUUCAACGUCAGGCGGCCUAUUCCGUCUGAUUUUGCACCCUCUCAGGUCUCCGUCCCACCCAAGGGUGUCGCGACUGCCGGCGGGGCAGCCGCUUCUUCAUCACGCCAUGCCCAAGAGCAGGAGGACAGUGCCAGAACGUCGACUCAACAGACCCCGUCCUCUGUAGUGCCUAGUGACAGCGACAAUCCCGCACCCUCUCAGGUCGCCGUCCCACCCAAGAGUGUGGUGACUGCCAGCGGGGCAGUCGCUUCUUCAUCACGCCAUGCCCAACAGGAGGAAGGUGCCAGAACGCCGACUCAACAGACCUCGUCCUCUGUAGUGCCUAGUGACAGCGACAAUCCCGCCGAAGGUGAAGGGGAAUAUCAUCCAAGUCUGACAAGUGAAACGGAGACUGCGGGCUCACAUUCGGACCAUCCCUCCGACAUCCAAGUCGCAAAGAAGAAGAAAGGGAAAGAGAAGGCGAGGGCCCCACAGAAGAAGAGGAAGGAUGAAUUUGUGCCAACGUAUCGUGACGACCUCGGCCCCUCAGCUCCUCUGAUUUCCCCCGAGCUCGCCCAGCAAGUCAUUCGUGAGGUUUUCGGGAAGUUCAACUCAACCAUGGCAUCAGAGGCGGGUGGAUUGGUGGAGGCUGUGCGAGACAUGGUCACAUCCGACUUCCGUAGCACUCUGCAAAGUAUUGCGACCCGAAUUGAUGAUCUGAAGGGGGAAGUGCAAGACCAGAGGCGAGAGUACAAGAAGAUACAGGAAUCCCACGAGUCGCUCCUGCAACGGCUGAACAACCUUUCUGCCCCCACCUCAACUCCCGCCCCCGGGCCUGUCCCCCCACCGAAGCAGCGAGCAGCACCUCAACAUCUUCGAAAUGGACUGGCCGUCGAACACAAAGACCAUCCAAAGGUCAACUUAUUCCGGAGCUGCUACAGAUUCUACAUAAAGCGUGUCCUGCUGAAGCUACAGGCAAACGACGAGCUCGAUGAGGAAGACGUACGGAUGGACCUCGAUAAUCUCGAUGACGACGAUGAAGACGACGACGACCCUAUCCUGAAGCAUAAGCCAAUCACCGAUCAAGAGCACAGAGCAUGGUGCGACAAGAGCCCCAACCGCAUCAGGGUCACUGUAGAAAACUUCCGCUACGAUUUCACUCGCCAGCCGACCGACGUUUUCAAUAGGGGCUCCAUCCAUAUCGGUAUCAAGGCGUUCAAGAGGGAGUGGGACAAAGGCACGUUCGAUGAUGCCAUGGGGCUUGAGGACGAGGAGGAGAGGAAAGGUCUUGGGGCAGCGUUCUUGACGUACCGAUCCUUGCAAUACAGCUUCGACGGUUACUUCAAGAACCUGUCUCAUCGCUACCUGGCUGCAACCACCGAAUCAGGAAGAGAAGCAUUGAAGCUCAAGCGCACGAAGGCGGCCAGGAACACUCGAUUGACUACGUUGACUAAGCACCGCCAGAGAGCCUGCGAUGCUGUUCCGGUGCUCAAGACCUAUCUCGCAUUGCUCAAGAUGCUCGGCAAUCACGCGACCAGCGAAGACGAGUCGGACUUCGAGACCGUUGGCGACACCCAAGUCAAGGUUUACCGUACCAUUGCUCCUGGCUGGCGCUCCAAAUCGUUGGAGAAGUUCCUGCAUUUUCUCGAUUGGGUUAGGGAUGAGCUUCAGAAGGCUGAAGGUGCUUCAACGAAAUCCAAGCUGAAAACGGCCAAGAGACGCAGGCGCGAUGAUGAUGACAAGCAAGUCAGAGUUCCGGGUGGGCCCCGACGUCCGCGAAUCCCUUCCAACAAGGUGAACAACAACAGGCGGGCUGCGACAGGGUUGAACCAGAAUUGCUACUCGAAGACCUGGCUGAGGAAGCAACCGGAACAUGUAGAGAAUAGACUCCUUAUCCAGAAGGAGGACUUUAAGUUCCCGGCCGACUACGACCAAUUGAAGAAAAGCAUCGUUAACGAAGGUCAUUAG
This is a messenger RNA of Coprinopsis cinerea okayama7#130, 2418 nucleotides long. RefSeq lists its product as hypothetical. The record is from RefSeq and is a predicted model, not a curated record. The coding region runs from base 1 to 2418 and encodes 805 amino acids. The transcript has 11 exons. Lineage: Eukaryota; Fungi; Basidiomycota; Agaricomycetes; Agaricales; Psathyrellaceae.